Messenger RNA from Triticum dicoccoides, 2487 nucleotides. RefSeq names its product L-type lectin-domain containing receptor kinase IX.1-like. The coding region runs from base 221 to 2308 and encodes 695 amino acids. Gene Ontology annotation, biological process: protein phosphorylation. The record is from RefSeq and is a predicted model, not a curated record. Lineage: Eukaryota; Viridiplantae; Streptophyta; Magnoliopsida; Poales; Poaceae. The transcript is spliced from 2 exons. Gene Ontology annotation, molecular function: protein kinase activity; ATP binding; carbohydrate binding.
GGUUUAUUGUUUUCUAUUUGGCCGGCUUAUGUUUGUCCUACAUAAUUACCUGUUCCUUUGACCGGCCUACCUGUCCCCUCACAUCGAAUCAAUAAUCCGUCCAAAUUUCCCCAAUUGGAGAAGGAAGGACGCGGUACUACUUAAGAAGUGAGCUGAUACAUUCUCUUAUCUUUACGUGCUAUCUCCCAAUUCUGCCAUUUGCCAACUACCAGCAUCGGCGAUGGCCAAGAUCACAGGAACAGCCAUAUGUGCUCUCUUCAUCUUCUUCUCCUUCACUUGCUGCCUACCUCCUCUUGCUGGAUCCUUGUCCUUCGACUACCCAACCUUCCGCUCGGAGGACCAGAAGGCCAUCAAGAUCGAAGGUAACGCUUCCUUCAGUGUUGGGCACAUCGACAUUAGCGGCAACAACUGGGACGUCCGUAAGAGCCAGGGGCGGGCGUCGUACAGUACCCAGCCAAUGUUGCUGUGGGAUGGGCACACAGGCGAGGUGGCUAGCUUCACCACCAGCUUCUCCUUCAUCAUCAAGCCCAAGUCCAACAGCAGCAGGGGGGCUGGCAUGGCGUUCUUUCUUGCCAGCUACCCGUCGAGCUUACCGACUGGGUCUUCAGGUUACUACAACCUCGGUCUCACAAACCAAAAAGAUGGCGCUGUGGCGGCAGGCGACAACCGGUUCGUGGCGGUGGAAUUCGACACCUCCAAUGAGACCGAGGUAUCAGAUCCCGACACCACUUUGGACCACAUUGGCAUUGACAUCAACUCGUUAAAAUCGGUGAAAACAUUGCCCCUGCCAAACUUCAGCCUCAAUGGAAACAUGACUGCCACAAUCCAGUAUGACAACAUUUCAAGUAUCAUGUCUGUCACACUAUGGCUUGGUGAUGGCCAUGGCCCGAGUUACAGCCUUAGCUCCAAGGUUGAUCUCAAGAGCGCAUUGCCGGAGCUGGUUGCGGUUGGCUUCUCGGCGUCGACGGGCAAAUCCGUUGAGCUGCAUCAAUUGCUUUCUUGGCACUUCAACUCAUCGCUGGAGGGCAAGACGGCAACAGUAGUAGCACCACCGGUAUUAGCACCACCCUCCUCGAGAACUUCCGGUUCCGGGGUCAUAGCAGGAGCCGUUGCUGGGGCAUCGCUGUUCCUCGUGGUGUUCUUCGCCAUGUCAGCCUUCUUGCUACGUCGCCAUCAGAACAAGAAGAAGAGGGAGGCAAAGGACGAGGAUAUGGACUCGGAAGGCGAGGUGGUCAUGGAGAUGGAGUUUGGGACGGGGCCAAGGAGGUUCCCGUACCGGCAACUCACCAACGCGACACAGAACUUUGCAGCGGAGGAGAAGCUCGGGCAAGGUGGCUUCGGUGCGGUGUACAGAGGCCACCUGAGAGAGCUUGGCCUCCCCGUGGCCAUAAAGCGAUUCUCCAAGGAGUCAUCCAUGCAAGGGAGAAAGGAGUACACGUCGGAGAUCAAUGUCAUCAGUCGGCUGCGCCACCGGAAUCUGGUGCAGCUUGUCGGCUGGUGCCACAACCACGAUGAGCUCCUACUGGUUUACGAGCUCAUGCCCAACCGUAGCCUCGACAUCCAUCUCCACGGCAAGGGCACCUUCUUGACAUGGGCAAUGAGGAUGAAGAUAGUCCUCGAGCUUGGCUCUGCACUGCUCUACCUCCACGAGGAGUGGGAGCAAUGCGUGGUGCACAGGGACAUCAAGCCCAGCAACGUGAUGCUGGACGAGUCCUUCGGCGCUAAGCUGGGCGACUUCGGGCUCGCGAGGCUCAUCGACCAUGCUGUCGGGAUGCAGACGAUGACCAUAGUUUCCGGUACGCCGGGCUACGUGGACCCCCAGUGCCUGAUCACUGGCCGGGCAAGCUCCGAGUCGGAUGUCUACAGCUUUGGCGUGGUCCUGCUGGAGGUGGCGUGCGGGAAGAGGCCGAUGAGCACGUCCGCUGACAAGCAGGGCGUCUCCCGGCUGACCGAGUGGGUCUGGGACCUGUACGGCCAGGGAAGCGUCCUCGAGGCCGUCGACGAGCGGCUGAACGGCCACUACGAUGAAGCCGAGGUGGAGCGUGUGAUGGUCGUGGGGCUCUGGUGCGCGCACCCAGACCCGAGCGCGCGGCCGUCCAUCAGAACGGCCAUGACCACGCUGGUGUCCAAGGAUGCCAAGCAGCUGCCCGUGCUGCCGGCCAAGAUGCCUGUGCCCACGUACGCGCCGCCGAUGGCCCCGUGGGACGGCCAGUCGUCGUCUACAGGGUUGUCGACGUCCACUGUGACGCGGUCGUCUACGACGAGCGGCUACACGGGGCCAGCGCCAACGGUGAUACCCAGGGCAUGAGCACCGGCAGGUCCAUGUCGAGAUCUCUUUGUGGCGGGUCUGAACAGAAAUGUCUCCGUUCUUCAGGGCUCCAUUGUUAUUGUGAACUGAAAUGUCCAGCAUGACCGAAGAUGUGCUCGCAUCAAAUGCUCAUGACUUCCUGAGUUGUAUCAUAAACGAAACGACCGUGUGUGUUUUAC